AUGAAAAAAUAAUAUGGCAAUUCAUUUAUUUUAGACACUUCGAUUGUAACUUACAUUAAUUAUAAAAGGGAAUGAAUAACACAAUUUACUUGAGUCCUAAUGCAAAAAAACCAAUGACUAAUAGUUUUUCAAAUAAAACAGAUCUAUAUGAUUAAAAUUUGUAAUGCAAUAUAUUUCUCUUUCUAUCAAUUGUACAUGGAAAUCAUCAAUUAAAUAAACUAUUUAUAUAAAGAUGUGGUAAUAAAGAUAAGUUUUUAUAAAUGUUUGAUACUUUGUAAUACUCUGCUUUAUUAACAAAAGUUCUUCAAAUAGUUAAUUAAUAUUUUACAGAAACUUCAACUUAAUGUUAUGAAUAAUAUCCUAUUAGUAAUAAUAAAUCAUGGUAUUCAUCUGAUUAAAAAUACACACCUAAAUAAGGAAGUAAUGAUAAAUUUUAAUCAAUGAUAAAGAAAAUAAUAACAACUGAUCUAGAUCCUUUAAAGUCUUUAAUUAAUAGAGUUUAAGAAUAAAAUUACAGUUAAUAUUAAUCUUCAACUAAAAUUGCAUCAACAUCUCAACUUUCGAAUAAAUUGAGUGAGAAGUUGAUGAAAACUAAUAUACUCAAAGAUUAAUUAAAAGAAAAGAUAUCAAAAUUAGCUAUGUAGAAUAGUUACAAUUAUUAAUAUAAAGUAAUAAAGACUGAAUCAGAUGCUUCUUAAUCUUAACCUGUACUUAUGAGAGAUACUCCAAGUUAGACAAUCUCAUAAUAAGAACCAAUUUUUCAUAAGCAAAAUAGAAUUUCUUUUGGAUAACAAUAAUUGUUUAAUAAUGUAACAAAUGGGGAUUAGAUUAUUGAAUAUUAAUAAAAUGGAAAAAAUUAAAAAACAUUAAUUGAAUCUUCUCCUACAUUUCUACAUCAUUAAUUAAAGGAUAAUGCUAUUUAAACAUCUGAGAAUGAAAUAAAUGUCUAAAAUUCCAAUAUUUAAAAAGAAGAAUUGAGUAAUGAUCAUUCUUUAGAUUUAUCAUAAGAAAGAUCAAAAAGAUUUGAAGGAACGUUUGGUAAAGUUAGAAAUAGAGAUGGUAAAAAUAAGAAAAAAUCAAAUAGUGUAUCUGGUAAUGUAUCACCAUAAAGAAGUGAAAGACACAAUCAUGAAGUUAUUUCGAUAGAUUAAAUAUAACACAAAAAAAAAAUUAGUAUUAAUAGUGUAAAUAGAAGAUAUAAUAUACUAACAAAUGAAUAAUUGGAAUGA
Molecule: messenger RNA, 1229 nt
Organism: Paramecium primaurelia
Lineage: Eukaryota; Ciliophora; Oligohymenophorea; Peniculida; Parameciidae
Source: the annotation of a GenBank genome assembly